This is a messenger RNA of Rhizophagus irregularis DAOM 181602=DAOM 197198, 517 nucleotides long. The record is from RefSeq and is a predicted model, not a curated record. NCBI's taxonomy places the organism in Eukaryota, Fungi, Glomeromycota, Glomeromycetes, Glomerales, Glomeraceae.
GAAAUUAAAAUUAAUCAUAAAGAAUCAAACGUUGAAAAUUUAUUUGAAUUAUUAGGACUACAAUCAUUUGAUGGUAAAUUCUUACCAAAUAAAUCAUUUUAUGAAUUUUUUUAUAAAAAUGAUUUAAAUGAUUUAAAUGAUUUAAAACAAGAAAUUAAAAAGGAAAUUGGAGAAAUUAAGGAAAUUGAAGAGAUAUUAACUACUUGUAUUUCUAUGAAAUAUCUUGAAAUAAUUAUGUUUGAAAAUUUUAAAGACGAAUGUGAAAUGUGUUAUGAAAAAGCUGAAAAAGCUUUAAAGAAAAUGGUUGAAAAUGAAGAAAAAAGAAAUAUUAUUUCUGAAAAAGCUAAAGAAUGGGUUCAAAAUUGGGUCAAUGAUAAAGAGUAAAGAGAUUAAAUAGCAAAAUUGAUUUUUUUUUUAUAAUUUGCUUUUUAUUUUGUGAUAUUGAAUGUACAUGUUAUGUAUUGUAUAUUAAUAAUUAUAUAUUAUUAAAGCUCUUCAAGCAAGGUUAAGAACCUGC